GAAGAACCCUGCCUUAAGUUUCUUCUUUCUUUGGAAAUCAGCCCUGCUGUCCCUUGAGCUGAGCUGAGCAGACAAGAUGAGAAGAAGUCCCCAGGUGUGGAGGGGCUGAGAGUGAUGCGGAUGCAGGGUGGGCAGCAGCAAUAGAUGGUAGAUGUCACAGGUGCUGCACUUUCUAAAGACAGCCCCAGGACUGGGUGCUGGUGAGGCUUUCUGCUGAAGGCAGGCUUUUUUUUUUUUUCCUUGGUGGGGUUGUACUGUGCCAAGAGCACAAGAUCUGAGUGCUUCUUUGGAAUGGAUAACAUGCAAAUAAGUUGCUGGGAAACCAAAGGUCACUCUCAUUACUAUUUCUUCCUAAGCCAGCUCAUCCCUUUUGGUCUGUAACAGCAUUGCUUUUAAAGGGACACACUAUGGGCAGGUCCUUCCCAGGUGCACGGAGAGAGUCCCCUCCUUGGAGAGCCCUUGGUUGGAGAGCAAAGCUGGUGGGGCUGAGGCUGAGCCCACCUUGUGCUGCAUGGGGGAUUGAGGCAUGGGGAGAUGAGUGUGCAAAGGAACUCGGGGGAAAUCUGGGGGCUGGGUUUGUGCACCUCCAACACAUUUCCAGGAUAAAUGACACUGCUUGAGGUCUGGGGAAAGCGGGGGAAUGAAGAGCAGGAUGACAGCACUGCUGUCGUGUGUUUCUAUCUCUUGUGGUGUCAGAAAAACUUCAGGAUCAGCCCUGAAGGCUCAAUAAAACCAACGCUCUGUUUACGACGUUUAAUAGGCUCUAUCUAGCAACGUCUGUGAUAGAGGAGGCAGCAAUCAGCAGUGAGGCCAGUUUAAUAAAGGAUGUUUCUAAGCCACAAAUGUGUUUUCCCAGCUUGUUAAUGACACUUGGUGCAAAGGAUGGCAGCAUUCCUCUCCUGCACCUGGCACUCCGUUUCCCUGCUGAGCUGUGCUGUGUGUGGGAUCCGUGCUCUGUGGGUGCUCCCCAGGACUCCAGCGCUGGGAUAGGGCACAGGGGUGGGAAGGGGUUCCUAGGGGAGCCCCAACCCCUGCACUGUGGAACAGUGGUGCUGCCGGGAAGCUCUCAGAGCUGAGAUUUCAGCUCUCUGCUCGGCCGCAUUCCCCGAAGACCACAGCAGGGAUUUACCGAUGAGGGCGUCAGUUCUUCCUCCCGCACCCGUACAAUCGCUGUCCGUGUAUCUCGGCUCCCUUCCAAGCCCUAAGGGAACAGCCAGGUUCAAGUCACCUUGCCCCAAAUUCCCCUUAAUCCCUCUACUCUGGGGCGGAAGAAAGAGACACCUCCUCCACACCCCUCCUCCCCUUCCCGGAGUCGGAUUUGAAUACCCAGGUGUGAGCAUCAGCCACCCUCGAGUUAACGAGUUUGAUAAUUUACCCGGCUCAUUCCUGCCGGAGGGAUCCGAACGCAGCGCGGCUCUUCCCGGCCCCGCACCGCCACCCGCAGCCCCACCGCCCCGCAUCGUAACCCCGCACCAUGCCGGCCCUGCGGCUUCUCGCCCUCGGGCUCCUCCUGGCUCUGGAGCCCGCGAGCUGCCAGGAAGCCAGGGGCAAACUUCAGCCUUGGUCACAAGGUGUCAUUGCUGUGGUGGUGUUUCUGGUGCUGGUGGCAAUCUGCUUCGUGGUCAACAGGUUCUGGUGCAAGAAGCAGCAGGAUAACGUUGAGACAGUGGUGAGCAUUGGGGCCAAGGAAGAGGCUGUUGUGCCCAACGGACGUGAAGGGACAUACGUGACCUCUGCAGUGGACUUCAGGUCCAAGGAGAACAAGCACGCCUAUGAAAACACUUUGGAUCCAGAGGAGAAGGUGAUCACCACUGCCAUGUAGCACCAGCUCGUGGUGGGACCCUCUGCACUGACAUCCCCAUGCAUGGCAGCUCCUCUGUCCCAGGCCUUCAGACUUUUGUCCCUUUGUUAGACCCUAAGAGAGGUCUGGGGCUGUCACCUCCCCAGCCCUGUGGCCACCCCCUCACCUUCUCAGCCCAGCUGAUGUCCCCCACCCCCUGGACCAGGGGAUGCUGACCCAUUCCAGAUUCUGCUGCAUGCAUGGGACCCCAUGUUCCCUCCCCAAAUCCCUUCCCCUCUGGGAAACAGUCAAUGGAAAACCCACUCUCAUGUCAACAUCUCAUCCUCCUUUUUAUGAACAAAGGCUCCAUGCCAUGCAUUUCAAACUCAGAACAAACCGCCUCCCCUGUACAUAUAUUCUCUGCCAGCAAUAAAGGGAAUUGCUGUCCAUCCAGGCUCAUUCUGCUGGUGAUCCAUAGGAUUCUCCAGCACCUCAUGGCACUCCCGGUCCCUGGGCACUUCAGGAGGGUGGGACAGUAUGGAGAAGGGUGCUCAGAGAGGGGUCAGCACCUCAUGGAUGGGAUCCAUUGCUUAUUUCCUAACUUAGAUUUCCUUAGCACCAGGGGAUGUAGCUUGUGAUAAUGUGUACAGGUUGUGUCCUGGUGCCACCGACAGCUGCAAGCUCCUUUUCUGCAGCCACAGCUUCUGUAGGUGAUGCUGCUGAUGUCCCUGAU
Phasianus colchicus (ring-necked pheasant) is the source of this 2513-nucleotide messenger RNA. It is a transcript of the gene PDZK1IP1, whose product is annotated as PDZK1 interacting protein 1. Lineage: Eukaryota; Metazoa; Chordata; Aves; Galliformes; Phasianidae. The record is from RefSeq and is a predicted model, not a curated record.